Molecule: messenger RNA, 753 nt
Organism: Ruditapes philippinarum (Manila clam)
Lineage: Eukaryota; Metazoa; Mollusca; Bivalvia; Venerida; Veneridae
Exons: 2
Coding region: 1-753 (250 amino acids)
Cellular component (GO): Golgi apparatus
Molecular function (GO): glycosyltransferase activity; nucleic acid binding; nucleotide binding
Source: RefSeq, a predicted model, not a curated record
AUGACUGUGAAUGAUGGGUACUUUGACUUUUUUCAAAACUGGAUUCAUUUCUACAAUAAACUUCAAUUAAACUUCCCCCUGAUAGUAAUUGCCGAGGACGAUGAUGUGUUUUUGAAGCUGCACCAAUUAAAUACACAGUCGGUGUUCACUCUAGUCAGGAGUUGGAGAAAUACUCUAAGGUCGGCUGUUGUAUACGGAUCUAAAGAAUUUAACGAACUUGCAUCGGGGAGACCAACGUAUAUUCUAACGUAUUUAGAGACAGGAACAAAUAUUCUUUACGCAGAUACAGAUUCCGUUUGGUUACACGAUCCUUUUCCAUAUUUCCAAGGGACAUUUGAUAUGUGGAUGCAAGUAGACGGUCCUGGAAAUUUAUGCACCGGGCUGAUUGCUAUUAAAAGCAAUAAUGAGUCUAUAAAACUAAUGAGGCUAUGGGAAGCUGCCUUGAAAAAACGCUUAGAUAUUGGCCAGACCGUGUUUAAUCAAGUUUUCACAAACUCGACAAUACACUUAAAGCCACUGGACAGGAACUUGUUUCCAUCAGGGAAUAUAGAAAAGGUGCGAUUGGACGCUAGAAAAUUAAGUAGGCCUUUUGGCAUCAGUCAGCAAUUUCCGGUAGAAGUCAUGGAACGCCGACGAAAACUAGUUCCGGUCAUGCUCGACCGGAAGGACGGGAAGGAAGCGUAUCUCGCAGCAGACAAGCUGUACAUUGACGAACAUUUGUACAGGGAUGGGGCGACUUCCGGUUCCGGCUAG